GCUGGUUACCAUGUAUUAGACGAAUGGGCGUAUAUUCAGACUUAUGUAAAAUAGUAUCAUGUACUUCGUAUCAUACUUAAAGUUGCGAUCCAAUGGCAAGGAGAGGAUUUGUGAUAGCCAGGCCCCACCAGCCACAUCAAAUUAUCGAAACUCACAAGAUGGCAGUUAGGCCAGGAAGGCUCGGGACAUGGCUUAAAAUGCUUGUUGUCGGCGGCGCAGUUUGCGUAGGAGGCCCCGCGUUCGUCAUGUGGGUGCACCCGACCGACGAGGAACUCUUCAAGAAGUAUAAUCCGGAGCUGCAGAAGAAAAGCUUGGAGCGGCGGUACGAAAAGCAGAAGGAAUUCGACGACUUCGUGACCCAGCUCAAGGAAUAUUCAAAAUCAGAUAAACCGAUAUGGGUGGUACAGGAAGAAGCCGCACGAAAGCGGAAGGAAGAGAUGUUGCGGCAAGACUUCUCAGAAGCCGAAGAAGCAAAGGCGAGAAAAGAGGCCUUGAGGAAGGAGUCCGGACUAUCGUCUAGUUCUAAUAAUUGAAUGAUACCGCCUAUACGUUUUACGAGACACAGUUGUAUUAUAAGAUACUGAGACGGAAUCUUGGAAUAAAAAAAAGGGGGGAAAGGCCGGGGUCAAAAGGCAUUAUAACACGG
Messenger RNA from Daldinia vernicosa, 646 nucleotides. Its product is annotated as CBP4-domain-containing protein. Lineage: Eukaryota; Fungi; Ascomycota; Sordariomycetes; Xylariales; Hypoxylaceae. The coding region runs from base 93 to 533 and encodes 146 amino acids. Gene Ontology annotation, biological process: mitochondrial respiratory chain complex III assembly. The record is from RefSeq and is a predicted model, not a curated record. The transcript has 4 exons. Gene Ontology annotation, cellular component: mitochondrial membrane.